UAAACCUUACGUCCAUCGUAUAAAAGCUCUGCACAUUCAACAACCGCGAAAGUAAAGGCAACGAAGACCUUCUCCGACAACUGCCUCUUAAACUUUCCGAUCCAACCCAAAGGUAGGAGAUAUAGGACUCUUGGAAUAGUUUUGGACAGCUACAAGGCAAGGAUUACUGCAUAUACUAUCGGUCAGACCGUUUUUAUGUCUGAAUUGGUUGUAUUUACAUCAGAUAGGAGAUAUGGGACACUUGGGAUAGUUUUGGACAGCUACAAGGCAAGACGUACUGCAUAUACAAUCGGUCAGACCAUUUUUAUGCCUGGAGUGCAGUAUUCGAGUAAGAUAUCUUGGUUAUAUUUUGGUCACUAAUGUGGCCUUUGUAUGUUCUCUUCAACAAAUUUUUGAAAGCGGAAGAAGAAAAUGCUCAUCGAUCAAUUGGAGAUGAAUUGAGUUUGGUUGAAUCCUACCCAUUUGGGCAGUCGUUGAGUAAUGAGAAAAGCAAUUGUUCAUUCUUGCACCGCUCACACUUUGUUGAAGUCCCGCACAUAAACCAGCUACAAACUUGGGAUUGUGGUCUUGCUUGUGUUUUGAUGGUUUUGAGAACCCUCGGCAUCAACAACUGUAAUAUUCAGGAACUGGGGGACCUAUGCUGUACAACUAGUAUUUGGACGGUUGAUCUGGCGUAUUUGCUGCAGAGAUUUUCUGUUAAUUUUUCUUACUUCACUGUAACUUUAGGAGCAAACCCAAACUUUUCUGUGGAGUCAUUUUAUAAGGAGCAAUUGCCUAAUGAUCUAGUGCGAGUAGAUAUGCUAUUUCAGAAAGCACUGGAAGCUGGAAUAGAUAUACAGUGCAGGUCAAUCAGUGGAGAAGACAUAUCUUUAUUGAUCUUGUCAGGCAAAUAUAUUGCGAUUGCUUUAGUUGACCAGUUUAAAUUGGGUCGAUCUUGGCUAGGGGAUGUUUGUGUUUCAGACUUCUCUGGUGGCAGCUCGGGCUACACUGGUCAUUAUGUUGUAAUAUGUGGCUAUGAUGCCAUUACAGAUGAGUUUGAGAUUAGAGAUCCAGCCAGCUCCAGGGAACGUGAGUGCAUCACAUCAAAGUGUCUACAGGAUGCCCGCAAAUCCUUUGGUACAGAUGAGGAUCUUCUCUUGGUAAUCAAGUACAUCUUUACCAAUUAAUCAUCCAUUGUGUAUCUCAUAAAUAUCUUUGGAACGAGAAUGAAUUAGGACGGCCUUUCUGAACAACACUCCCAACAUGUUGCUAUUUAUACUCAGCAUUCUUUCUUGUUUUGAUCGGCUAGUCGGAUCAUGUCUUCCCUGUAUUAAUGUUUAUUAUUUUGUAUAUAAUAUGGGGCAAUAUUAGUGUGAAAUGUUGAUAAUACCUGUAUUGAUCACUAGAUGUGGUGGUAAUGCAAGGCUCAAUUCAUGUGUAUUCAAUUUAUACAUCAUUGGAAUAGUAUUGUGUAUAGAAGUUUUCAUAUUUCAAGUUGGCACUUGAAAUGUUGUAUUGUCAAACAAAUUUCAGAAGCUCGAACGAAUUGCUCCACAAAAACAAAAUCAAGAUUAUGAUGAGUUGGUUUUC
Messenger RNA from Cornus florida, 1569 nucleotides. RefSeq names its product guanylyl cyclase 1. Bases 360 to 1166 code for a protein of 268 amino acids. The record is from RefSeq and is a predicted model, not a curated record. Lineage: Eukaryota; Viridiplantae; Streptophyta; Magnoliopsida; Cornales; Cornaceae. The transcript is spliced from 10 exons.